AUGACGUAUAAGGUUCUUGACCACAUCGACGAUACACCAGCCCCUGACUCUGCAGAUCUGCAAUAUCAGUCUUGGAAAGAAUUGGACGCGUUGGUUUCUCAAUGGAUCUAUAGCACAAUCUCGGACGACCUCCUCACGCGUGUUCUUGACACCGAUGCUACGGCUCGCACCACUUGGUUAAAGUUAGAAAAAAUAUUCCUCAGUAACAAGCAAGCUAAGGUCGUUGCCCUUGAAUCACGGUUUGUUAACCUCACUCUUGAACAGUGCAACUCUGUCGAUGAUUACUGUCAGCAAUUAAAGAGCUUAGCCGAUCAACUUCAAGAUGUUGAUCAGUCGGUUACCGAGUCCCGGCUCGUACUCAAAUUGGUCUGUGGCUUACCAUCAGAAUUUGACACUACAACAGCCUUGAUUAAUAAUCAAAAGGCUGAUUGGGAUUUGGCUCGAUCAAUGCUUCAUGAUGAAGUUAUACGUCAGGAAGCCCGUACUCGGAAGACAUCUUCUGUAUUGGCCGCACCUGCUGCUCCGAACUCAAACUCCUCCGCAGCAGCGACCACUCAACCGUCUGAUACGUCUCAGCAACAAAGCUAUCGCGGUCAAUCAUAUCGUAGGCGAGGUGGCCGAUCCCAAUCCUACAGAGGCCGCGGUGGCCGUGGUCGCGGCCGCGGAAACCGACCACCUGGACCCAACAGUAACCACUGGGCCUUUCAACCAAACUCUUACCCGCAAUGGGCCUGGUGGACAACACCACCAUGUCCAUACGGGACUCGGUCACAAUAG
Messenger RNA from Helianthus annuus (common sunflower), 777 nucleotides. RefSeq lists its product as uncharacterized. The record is from RefSeq and is a predicted model, not a curated record. The transcript has a single exon. The coding region runs from base 1 to 777 and encodes 258 amino acids. Lineage: Eukaryota; Viridiplantae; Streptophyta; Magnoliopsida; Asterales; Asteraceae.